Molecule: messenger RNA, 2659 nt
Organism: Chrysemys picta bellii (western painted turtle)
Lineage: Eukaryota; Metazoa; Chordata; Testudines; Emydidae
Product: zinc finger protein 771-like
Biological process (GO): regulation of DNA-templated transcription
Molecular function (GO): RNA polymerase II cis-regulatory region sequence-specific DNA binding; DNA-binding transcription factor activity, RNA polymerase II-specific
Source: RefSeq, a predicted model, not a curated record
CCCCCUGCGGCCCCCCCCUCUUGCACGGAGCCUGCAGCUGGCAGCAGAGGGCUCCCCACAAUGGAGACUGAGCUGCCCGAGUCCCCACCCUCCCCCACACCGGGGCUGCCCCCCGACUCCCCCCAGGAGGAGCCGCCCCCAGAGCUGUCGGGCAGGCCCCCACACCGGCUGCCCCACCAGUGCGCCUCGUGCCAGCGCCGCUUCGCCCAGGCCCACGGCCUCCGGCAGCACCGGUGCUGUCCCCGCGACCCGCCCGCCCAGAGCCCGGCCGGCGGUAAAUCCCACCGGUGCCGCUCCGGUGCCAAGCGUGGGCACCAGUGCCUGGUGUGCGGGAAGCAGUUCAAAUUCCCCUACUACCUGGCGCGGCACGGCCUGACCCACGGCGGGCAGAAGCCGUUCCAGUGCCCGGUGUGCCACAAGGCCUUCCGCCGCCCGGCCCACCUGGCCCGCCACCAGCGCACCCACGCCCGCCAGCACUUCCCGGAGCCGGCCGAGCGGCCGCGCCAGCAGGCCGGGCCCCCAGGCGAGGGGCACGGGGGCGAGGAAGCCGACGAGAAGCAGGUGCUGCUGCAGGCGGACUGGACGUUGCUGUGCUUGGGCUGCCACGAGGCCUUCGAGACCAAGGGCGAGCUGAAGGCCCACAAGUGCUUCAAGGCGCGGGGCCGGGCUGGGCUGGGCGGCGCCCAGCGACACCAGUGCAGCGUGUGCCACAAAUUCUUCGCCCGCCCCUGGUCCCUGUCGCGCCACCGCCGGGUGCACACGGGCGAGAAGCCGUUUGCCUGCCCCGACUGCGGCAUGGCCUUCCGCCUCUCCUCCUACCUCAAGCAGCACAGCCGGUGCCAUGGGGCCGGGGCCGGGCUGCCCUUCGGCUGCCCGCUCUGCCGCCAGCGCUUCCGCAAGGCGGGCGAGCUGGCCAGCCACCGGCGGGCGCACGGGGAAGCCGCCCCCGGGCCGGAGCAGCCCCACAAGGGCUCCGAGUGCAGCGUCUGCGGGAAAGCCUUCAAGAGCAAAUACGACCUGGCCACCCACUUCCUGAUCCACACGGGCGAGCUGCCCUACCCCUGCGGCCAGUGUGGCAAGCGCUUCCGGCGCCUCUCCCACCUCAAGCAGCACCAGGUCACCCACACGGGCGCCCGGCCCUUCCAGUGCGUGCUCUGCCAGAAGGAAUUCAAGCGGCUGGCCGACCUGGCCCGCCACCGGCAGGUCCACCAGGGGGACAAGCCCCACCAGUGCGGCAUCUGCCACAAGUUCUUCUCCCGCGCCUACAGCCUCCUGCGGCACCAGCGCGGGCACCGGCCCGAGCUCCUGGCCGCCGCCCGCCCCGAGGCCUUCCUCAGCAACUCCUGCUUCGACAGCCAGGACCACUCCGCCUUCUGCAUCCCCGAGGAGGAGGAGGAGGAGGAAGGGGGUGCGGCCGGCGGCUCUGGGGAGGGCUCAUGACGUGCAUUCUGAGCUGGAUUUUGGGGGGGGGUGUGGCGGGAUCCCCUGGGGCCUGGUGUGGGGGGACCCCUGGAUCAGAGUUGCAAGGAAAGGGUCCAAAGCCCCCCCCCCAUCUCCUGAGCCAGUCCUUGAAAUCUACUCCUGGGAGUUGGGGGGGGGAUGCAUGGAGAUAUAUUGGGGGGAGUGGGGGGGCAGAGGAGAGGGCUGGGGGGGCCAAAGGGAACAGACCCUGUAAGAGGGUAAGAUGAGGAGGAGGGGUAUUGGGUGGGGUCGUCCCACACCUCUGUUGCGGGGGGGUGUCAGAUGUUGAGAUCUGGGCGGGGGGGCUGGUUAAUAGCCGAGGGGAGGGUGAAUUGGGGAGCAGCCCAGCCAGCACCGAGGAUGGAAGGACAAAGUGAGGAAUGGCACACGGGGCCCCUCCCCUCUAGGGGGCGCUGGCCCCAGGGUGGGGGCUAGCUGGCCUUGGGCAGGGGGCAGGGAAUGGGGCCUCUCCCCUCCAGGGUUAGAUACUAGGCUAAAUGGCCCAUGAGUCUGGGGCGGGGGGGGAUCACACCAUGUUCUGGGAUGAAGGAAAGGGGUACCCCUAGAUGGGGCACGCCAUGUUCUGAGAUGGGGGGAGGGGGUACCCCUAGAUGGGGCACGCCAUGUUCUGAGAUGGGGGAGGGGCUGCCCCUAGAUGGGUCACGCCAUGUUCUGGGAUGAGGGAAAGGGGUACCCCUAGAUGGGGCAUGCCAUGUUCUGGGAUGGGGGGAGGGGUGCCCCUAGAUGGAUCAUGCCAUUUUUUUUGGGGGGGGGGAAGUGUCAGGAUGUAGAACUGUGGGUCCAGGAGCCCCACCCAUCCCUGUCCCGCUGUGAUCCCUGAGGGCAGCGAAGGGCCUAGCCCCCAUCCCCCCCCCUAUGUCCCCCUGUGGUUCCCUGACCCACUGACACAGGGCCCUGCCCCAAGCCCUGCUCUCCCCCCAGACUGUUUAGCAUCUCACUGGGGGGGGCAGUCACGGGGUGGGGGGAGGGAUGGGAAAUUGGUUCCCAUUGAGAUGGGGGGGAGGGGUGCUCUGCAUCUCAGCCCCCAGGGGUAUUGGGGUGCUGGGACCCCCAGCAUGCAGCUGGCUUCCUGCAGCGACGCUGCGGGGUUCACACUGGAUGCAGAUCUGCUGGGUUUCUGCCAUCGGGGGCCUCAGGGUCAGGGUGGCGCAGUUUGGGGGGAGUCAGACAGGGGCAC